Molecule: messenger RNA, 624 nt
Organism: Lytechinus variegatus (green sea urchin)
Lineage: Eukaryota; Metazoa; Echinodermata; Echinoidea; Temnopleuroida; Toxopneustidae
Product: mucin-2-like
Exons: 2
Source: RefSeq, a predicted model, not a curated record
ACAACAACUGAAGAAACUACAGCAUCUGAUACAGCAACUGAAGAAACUACAGAAGCUGAUACAACAACUGAAGAAACUACACCAGCUUAUACAACAACUGAGGGAACUACACCAGGAGAUACAACAACUGAAGAAACUACACCAGCAGAUACAACAACUGAAGAAACUACAGCAUCUCAUACAGCAACUGAAGAAACUACACAAGCUUAUACAACAACUGAGGGAACUACACCAGCUGAUACAACGACUGAAGAAACUAAACCAGCAGAUACAACAAAAGAAACUACACCAGCGGAUACAACAACGGAAGAAACUACACCAGCUGAUACAGCAACAGAUGAAAUUACCCAGGCUGAUAUAACAACGGAUGAAACUACACCAACAGAUACAACAAUAAAAGAUACUACACCAGCUGAUGCAACAACAGAAGAAACUACACCAGCUGAUACAACAACUGAAGAAACUACACCAUAUUACACAACAAAGAAAUUGACUACACCACUGAUACAACGACUGAAGAAACUACUCCUGAUGAUACAACAACUGAAUUCACUGCACCAACUGUUACAACAACCGAAGAAACUACAUCAGCUGACACACCAGCUGAUGCCACAACUGAAGUAA